This is a messenger RNA of Drosophila mojavensis, 558 nucleotides long. RefSeq lists its product as uncharacterized. Bases 1 to 558 code for a protein of 185 amino acids. The record is from RefSeq and is a predicted model, not a curated record. NCBI's taxonomy places the organism in Eukaryota, Metazoa, Arthropoda, Insecta, Diptera, Drosophilidae. The transcript is spliced from 2 exons.
AUGUUUUCGUGGCGCAAUUAUUGCUGCCCGACUAUUUUGAUAAUUGGAUUCACACUAUGCGUGAAUGUGCCUCCCAACCAAGCGGAGCGCCGCGUGGAGUUUGUGUCCAGCAACAGCACUUACAAUCCGAAAUAUUUUAAGAGCUUCUCGAUUUGUGUUUCGAAUAGGACCCUGAACAUGACAAUGGAGCUUUUGCAGCCCAUUCAGCGCGGCUUCAAGGCCCACAUCGACUACCAGCUGCGCAUGCCGAAUGCCAGAAUGUUCCAAACCAUCUUCAGUCAUCAUGUCGACGUCUGUGCUACGGUGAAUAGCGUCAAAGGUGGGAUAUUCAAGAGCUGGUUCAAGAGCAUGACGGAGAAGAGCAACUUCAUGCUCAACUGCCCGGUGCAGGUGGGCACCUACUACCUGCGUGACUGGGAGAUGGGCUCCAGCCUGACGCACCAGUUUCUGCACCCCGGCGAGUACCGGGGCAAGGUCUACUUGUUCUACGGAAAGUACAAGACCAAAACCGAGAGCCGAGUGCUCGCCAUUACCAUAGAUUCCGUUCUGUAUAACUGA